Messenger RNA from Saccostrea echinata, 1917 nucleotides. RefSeq lists its product as uncharacterized. Lineage: Eukaryota; Metazoa; Mollusca; Bivalvia; Ostreida; Ostreidae. Bases 1 to 1851 code for a protein of 616 amino acids. The transcript has 9 exons. The record is from RefSeq and is a predicted model, not a curated record.
AUGCAAAUUACUGAAUUGGUGCCAGUUCUGUUAGCCUCAGUGAUUGUUAUUUCUCUCAAUGGUAUUCUGACCUAUGGAUUGAAUACUAAUGGAUCAGUCAUUACAGACUGUGGAAGUACCAUGAUUUCACGUGAGGGUAACAUCACGUCCCCCUCCUUUGAUGUUGACCUUCAACCUCUCUUUCACUGUGAUUGGCUGGUCAUAUUACCAGAAGGCUCGUCAGUUCAACUGAAUUUCCUUCAUUUUGAUCUGCCUGAGGGAGACAAUGGACAUUGUAAGGAAGGAUUUCUGCUUCUGGGAACCAUAGACACAAAAGGCAACAGAAGGAGUGAGCUGGGCCCAGUCUGUGGGACAGAAUCUCCGGGGGAACUAACACUCUCUCGGAACAAGUUUUGGUUGUCAAUGUAUGGGGGGUCAACAGAAGGAGGUCAAAUGUCACGCCUGUACCAAGGGUUCACUCUCAGCUUUACACAACUUUUGCCACUGGUCCAUGAAUCUGAUGGUUCUUCUCAAUCAUCUGGCAUGGACCAGGGAUGGUAUGCACUGGUUGUCCUUGCUGGACCUCUGUUGUGUGUAAUACCUCUGUAUUUCUGUCUAAAGAGGAGGCAGUCAAUUGCAUUGUACUGUGCUGACCAGGACACGUCAGAGAUGGUGGUCCAGAGAUUUAGGAAGAAGCACCGUCCUCACCCUGAUUUAGGAGGACUGAGAGACCUAAAAAUAGCCAUUUCUAAUCCACCAGUUAAAAAUGGAGAAAUGAGUAACAUCACCGCAUACUCUUACUACGGGGGGUCGGGGGACUACGAGAAUGUCAAAGGAUACAGAGAUGACUUCAAUUUGUUUAAAAAUUUGUAUGUCAGGGAGUCUUCUUUUCCAUCUUGUGAUGGGUCUCUGGAGAGUCCUGUUUUCAUGGAGGAAUCUCAGAACCUGAACAAAACUGAUUUACCGAUCAACACCAGUCGUAACUUCCUGACCGUCCCUUGCCGGGGCACCAGAACUUCCAGGGUCUCCUAUCUCAGUAUCCUCCCAGAUUUUGAGUCCACCUUAAACAACAGCAGGAUCCAGCAAACGCCUCAACCUCCCACCAUUGCCUCCAUUGGAAAAAUUGAUGGAAAAUCUGUGUACAUUGUCCAGAAUCAACCAACAGACCAGGACAAAAAGCCAAUUAUCCCAACAAUUACAAUCACAUCAGCUUCUCUGAGGAGAAAGCAGAGGUUGUCCACUGUGAAAAAUCCAGAGGACACUAACUCUAAGGUGGACCUGAUUGACAAAAGCACUGGUCGACCAUUUCGAGGAUCCAUUAGACCGAACAGGCAUGCCAAGGCUUGGCAAUCAGUAGAGGACAUUCCGGAUGAAUCAGACAAAUGCAGUGAAUCUGUCAAAAAUCCUCCACAAGCCACAGAAACCCAAAAUACUGAAAGUUCCCCUAAUACCUGUUUUGAAUUUUCUACUCCUGCUAUCUUGCAGUACAGACGAUCAAUAAAGAAUGAAGCCAAGAAGUCUAAUGAGGAUACCCCAAGUUGUCUUCAAACUGAAAAUCUUAAUGAAAAUAUAAUAAAGGUUCAAGAUGAGCCAGAACUGUCUAAAACUGAGUUAAUGUCAGAGACCAAAUAUUCCAAGGAGAAUCGGUUGAAUACACAGAAUUCAAUCACAUCUGAAAUGGAAAUGCUUCAACAACAGCUAAAAAGUCCUGCCCAAAUGGGAGUAGACAAUACUGCCUUUGAAUCCUCUAAUGCUGGUGGAGAGUUCAGGGGCAGCAGCUGGAACCAGGUUAUCAAGGAAGGAGAACUAGACAAUAGGUCAAAGGUCAAUGAUGAGAACAUGACUUGUUUGAAUACUAGUAACAGUGGCUAAUUUGACCAUGUUUAUGAUCUUUUGAAGUUGAGGUUUUGUGGUUUAAUAAAAUUACCUGGUAGUGUG